This is a messenger RNA of Cynoglossus semilaevis (tongue sole), 5123 nucleotides long. It is a transcript of the gene scml2, whose product is annotated as Scm polycomb group protein like 2. The transcript has 15 exons. Lineage: Eukaryota; Metazoa; Chordata; Actinopteri; Pleuronectiformes; Cynoglossidae. Bases 176 to 2224 code for a protein of 682 amino acids. The record is from RefSeq and is a predicted model, not a curated record. Gene Ontology annotation, cellular component: nucleus. Gene Ontology annotation, biological process: negative regulation of DNA-templated transcription. Gene Ontology annotation, molecular function: chromatin binding; histone binding.
AACGCUGGUCUGGAGCUGUGCGCUGUGGACAUGCGCGGAGCUGCAACGAACAUGGCGGCCUGCAUCUGAUGUAAAGUGAGGCAUCUCCAAUCAAAAACAGCCUGUUCCAACGUAUCUGCACAGGUAACAGUGUGUCGGCCCUCAGCUCCUCUGCAGCAGCAUUUACAGCAGCAUCAUGGGCAGAACACCACACAGAGAUCAAAAGGAGAAGAAGGAGGAGAGACGAAGCAGCAUCACAGCAGGAUCUGCCCUCGACAAGGCAAAUGAACCGUUCUGCUGGGAGGACUAUCUGAGGGAGACGUCUUCUGUCGCAGCUUCGCCGACUUGUUUCAAGCAGGCCAGAGUCCCACCCUCCAAUGACUUCAAAGGAGGAAUGAAGCUGGAGGCCAGGGACCCUCGCAACUCUAACUCGGUGUGCAUCGCGACCGUGAUGGGCAUGAUGGGUACUCGUCUACGGCUGCGUUUGGAUGGCAGCGACAACACUAAUGACUUCUGGCGGCUUGUCGACUCGUCGGACAUCCAGCCAAUAGGAACCUGCGAGAGGAACGGAGACAUGCUGCAGCCGCCUCUGGGUUUCAGGAUGAACGCCUCCUCGUGGCCAAUGUUUCUCCUGCGGACUCUGAGUGGAGCCGAGAUGGCGCCAGGCUCUGCUUUUAAAAAGGAGCCACCGUGUCCUGCCAAAAACUACUUCCAGCCUGGAAUGAAACUGGAGGCCGUGGACAGGAAGAAUCCCUACCUGAUAUGUCCUGCCACAGUAGGGGAGGUCAGAGGUCAGGAGAUUUUCAUCAUGUUCGACGGUUGGCGUGGAGCCUUUGACUACUGGUGCCCCUUUGAUUCCAGAGACAUCUUCCCCGUGGGCUGGUGUGCUCUGACGAAGCACAGCCUUCAGCCGCCUGGAAACUUCUUUACCCUCCCUGGUGCGCUCCUUGCUCCUCAGUCUAACACCUCAGGCUCCUUCACUACGCGUCGCUCUUCCUCCAACUCCUCCUCCAUGCAGACCUCGUACCGACUGCCCAACCCUUUGCCGCCCCUUCCUGUUCGCAAGGGCGUCCGAGGUCGGCGUCCCAAAUCUCAGACUAUCGCUUUGUUAAAGGCGGCGGCCGAAGCAGCGGCUGCCGCCGCAGCUGUGAAUGGCGCCUCCCAGAGUCCUGCCAGGACAAGUGCUGAGACUCAACUGGCCCCCAAACUAUACAAGAAGAGAGGGCCCAAGCCUAAGAAGAAGCCUCGGGUGGUGCCGUCCUUGGGGUCAACAUCUGUUACAACCCCAUCUGCAGAGACGAGACUCGGCUCUAGUCAUGUCUCAAUUGACAACAACCAUAACAACAGCUCAAAUGUAGUUUGCACAGUUUGUGUCUAUGUGAACAAACACGGUGACUAUGGUCCGAAUCUGGAUCGAAAACUGGUGCAGCAGCUCCCAGAUCACUUUGGUCCAGCUCCAGUUAAUUCUGUGCUUCAACAAGCGGUCCAGGCCUGUGUGGACUGCACCUACCAGCCGUCAGUGCUGCUGUCAUUCCUACUGAGCCAAUCACACACAGAUGGCGAGGUCAUCAGAGUUCGGUCAGAGCACGGCAUCCGUUACGUGAAGCUGCCCUCGGCCUCCAGUGCCUCUGCAGUUCUGCGGUUCUUGGAGAACAUGUGCCAACACCUGGAGAGCGACAGUCUCUUCAGCUCACAGCCGUUCAGCCCUUUCAGCAACAACAACAACAGUAGCUCGCGCCUUUAUAACAAAACUAAAUCAGUACCCCCCCACACUGAGAACGGCCUGCCCAAAGAUGAUUCUGCCAAGGAUCCUGCUCACAGCGCCCGCUCCAUUCACAGCACAUCAGACUACAGAGCAGCAAAGAAGGAGCGCUCCUUCUACCCCGUUCACACCCACACGCCCCCGCCUGUACGACGCGUCAGCUCUAACCCGGCUGAACUCAACCCGCAGCGUCGAGUGGAGGCGGCUAGCUCAACAACAGGACCGGACCACGUGAAACAGGACAAGGAAGGAGCAGUGAACAACGCCGCCUCCUGGUCCGUUGAUGAUGUCAUACGGUUCGUCCAAGAGGCUGAUCCACACACUCUGGGCCCACACGUCGAACUCUUCAGGAAACACGAAAUCGAUGGAAAGGCUCUGAUGUUGCUGCGCAGCGACGUUAUUAUGAAGUACAUGGGACUGAAGCUGGGCCCAGCGCUUAAACUGUGUCACCACAUUGAGAAGCUGAAACAGACCAAACAGUAGAGGGCGACUUUGACGUGGACACAGGACACGCGUCAAUGUACAGAGACGUAGUGGGGAGUAAACCCACCGCAGCCCACACUCAGCCCGAGGUCUCACGUAACCCACCUGUAGAGCAACUGACUCACAUGAAGGUGGAGUCCACGACCUUUUAGGCCCUGAAAUGAAAACACGCGAUUCAGAAAUGUAUUGUUGUUAACGUGGACGCGUCGUCAGAACAACACACAAACCUCAGACCUUUGAAAACAAAUACACAUAUGUACUUGUUGGUAAGUAGCAUUAAAACCGUUGAGUGAGGAUUUUGUUGAUAUUUACUGGAGGAAAGGUUGUUGUCGAAAGAAAGAAAGAAAGAAAGAAAUAGAAAGAACAGUAAAAAAUAUUUUUUUUCUUUUUUGGUCUUUUACUUUAAAGAAACCCUGGUUAAUGUUCACGUUACAAUGGGUAGAUAAUACUAAGUAUUAUACAUUGUCAAAGCACAAUCAUAACAUUUGUUUUUCUUAAUAUUAUUAUUAUUAUUAUAAGUGUAGGCCCUAAAUCAAUACUUUAUGUAUUUCUGCUUUAUCUCCUUCAUGAUGUUGUGACACAGAAGGUACCGUUUGUUAUCGUCUCACUGCUUCAUUCUCUGAUGUUUUUAAAUGACUGAGACUCUUACACACUGUCGGGUUCGACAGCAUCGUGACCAACCACAGACGUACACUCAGUUAUGUGAGAGAAAAACGCCUGGGGAACUGGGGAAGGUCACUCUGUCGUACCGUUGGUUCUUUCUCUCAACUUGUAACUGACAGUCGUUUUUGCCUCAGCCCCGGCUGCAGGGGCAAAAACUUUUAUUUAAAUGGUAUAAAAAUGACCUCAGAUGGUUGAAGAGUGAUUUUAAUCUGUUAAUUGGUCCUGAAAAGUUUCUUCUGUUUUUGUUUUUUUUGGUUGUUAUUACUGGUAGAGUUCAUGUCUGAUGAACUCCUGCUCAUCGGUAGUGAAUGGACGCGGUGUCUGAUGGUGGAGCAGAAGUUCUACGCUGGUUUGAAGAGUGACUCUGUGUGAAUGUAAAAUCAUGUAAGAACGCUCGAUACAUACAGUAUGAGGGGGACACUGGCUGUGAUUGGCAGCUGUCAAUCAUCCAUCCAUUAAUGCUCCUCAGUCUCUGUUAUAGAUUCAGGAAUGUUCUAGGGUUGGACCCAAUUAAAGAAGUUGACAAACUGACAAACUGCCGCCAUUCUUCUGUGUUUGUUGACCUGUCAUGAUGUCAUCACCACAAUCACUGGGUCUUCACAGCUUCAGAAACGAAAGGCUUUACAUCGCUAUCAUCUCUCUCUCUCUCUGUUCUUCUCUAUCUCUUUUCCCUUUCUAUUCAAUUGGUGUCCAAAAGACAUGUACUGUCAUGUGACCUUCUUUUUCUCUGAAAUGUAGUUACAGUUACAUAGUGCUGUUUUUUGGGCUCAACUACAUCGUCCCACGACAGUAGAAGUGAUGAGUUUUUGAGAAAUAGACGUUCAAGUGUGAGUCAAAAAGAUCUGAGACAAUUUGAAAAAGAAAAUCUUUAUUUAAUAACACAAAUUUAAGAAAAAACACAAUUAUUCAAUUAAAAUGAAGAAAAGGCAUAGAUAUUGAUCAUAAUUAAAGGUUAUUGCAAAGUUUCAAAAUUUUAACAGCUUUUUAUUUAGGUUUGGUUUAACUAAAAAUUUCAAACCUGAUCAAAUAAAAUGUAACGCAGCUCCAUGCAUAACAAAGACGUAAUCAUUUAACUUGCUUUUGAGGUCGCUGAGAGAGUUUGUCUCUGACCUGACUAGUUUAACGUAUGUCUUGGGACCUUUUGACUGUAUCUUGUACAUGUUUCUUUGCUGAGAUGCAGCUUUCCUCCUUCUCUUUUUGUCUCUUUUGCUUGUUAUGAUAUAAGUUAGCCAAACUGGCAUGUCCAAAAUAUCUGGGGUUUUUUUUUUUUUAAUUUUGGUCUAAAUCAAAACUUCAAUUUAUGCGCAUUACUUAAAAGAAAAACUUUUUUCCCUGACCUUCUGCGUCUCGACUUUUGGUUUUUACUCCACUAAAUAGCAUUUCCAUCAUGUUCAACUAAUGAAGACCUGAAAAUAAAAAAACUGAGGCUGGAAACAUCUUUCAUGUUUCAUUAGAUCUCCAUGUAUACAUGUUAGUUUUAAAUAGAGGUGAGCAUUUUUGGCCUGCUUCUGUUCAUUUUAAGCUAUGUUUUCUGAAGAAUCUACAUCAUCAUGUUAGGAUUUGAUCUUGUUUUUUUUUCUCUCUGAACCACAGCCAGACAUGAAAACUGGAAUAUUGUAAAUGUUUGAUAUUAUAACGAGGGCAGAUUUGUUAGCUGCCAAAGCUCCUGUGAGAGAACGUGUUGGACAUGAAGCUGUUUUUGUAUAGUCAUGUUCUGAAGUUGUUGUCCAUAAAAUUUUUGUAUUGCAACAGAACACACUGUAUAAACCUGUAUGAAAUAUAUGCAUAAUAGUUUUCUCCUGCCUGCAAUAGCUCUUGUUUAGAUGAAUAAGAACUUACAGAUCUUUGUUGUUUUCCAGUGAGUCCAGACACAAUGGUUUCUCCUCCCCAUCUUAGAAUCAUUGCCAAACCACGUCCUGUCUAUUGUAGCUGCAUUUCACAUGCACCUUUCCUGUAGUGGUAACAAGUUAAAUACUUGAAGCUAUCUUGCUUUAAUGCAAUACUCAGGUUUGUAAGAAUGAGUUUCACAUCGUUUUGCUUUUUUUUCUUCUUUACCACACAACACAGAGAGAGACUGCACAAUAUUCAUAUUUUUAAGCUUUGUCGUCUAUUUAUCUGCAACCUUUCCUGUGUGUACAUACAUAUCCCCAUAACUUUUAUACUGUAAGUAUAACAAAAAAUACUGUUUUAAAUGUUUGAUAUGCAUUUACACAAAUAAACAUUUGUUUGCAUCAUG